AUGGCUGUGCAGCUGUUAAAACACAAUGACCACCCUCCAUUUGCGGAUCACAAGGAUUUGCACAAGGUCAUCGACACCACACAACUUGGCAAUGUCACUUGGCAAUGUCUCUCGGUUCAAUACACAGGGGAACACCCUGAACAUGAUGCUCCUCCAGACCCCCACAUGAUGGCACAUAACAUGUUAGCGAACCCUACCUACAAGGGUGAGAUUGACUAUGCGCCAUUUCGGGAGUAUGAUACAUUGGACGAUACAUGCCAAUGGAGAGACUUUAUGUCUGACGAGAUAUCGAAGGAUCCAAACACACAUGGAUCGAUGUUCGUUCCGAUAAUUCUUGGUAGCGACAAGAUCAAUGUUUCUGUGGGCACAGGUAAUAAUGAAUAUUACUCCCUGUAUGCCUUGAUCGGCAAUGUGCACAACAAUGUGCAAUGCGCUCAUCACGAUGCUCUCAUCAUCAUCAGUUUCCUGGCUAUACCUAAAACUGAUAGGCAACAUGCUCAUGAUGAUUCGUUUCGUGUAUUUUGCUGGCAGCUUUUUCACUGUUCACUAUCCGCAAUUCUAUCUACCCUGAAGCCUGUGAUGACCGAGUACGAAGUCCUGCAUUGUGCAGACGGUCACUUUCAAUGUGUUAUAUUUGGCCUGGGACCCUACAUAGCCAACUAUGAGGAGCAACUGGUGCUGUCCUGUACCGUUAAAAAUUGGUGCCCAAAAUACCUUGCAAGUCGGGGAGAUCUUGAUGGUGGUGGUCUCUUAUGCUGCCGAGAGCAUACAGAUGUCCUCAUACAUGAAAAUAUCCACCCAGAUACAUUGUGGCAUGAAUAUGGUAUCAUAAGUGUUCUCAUUCCAUUCACAAAUGACUUCCUCCGAGCUGACAUCCAUCAAUUAAUAUCAUUCGAUCUCCUCCACCAGCUAGUCAAAGGCGCCUUCAAGGAUCAUUUGGUGGAUUGGGUAGUAAAAAUUGCUGUUGUGGCGCCAUUCACUGGUAAUGAUUCCAAAGCCCUUAUGAAGGUCUUCAUUCUGGCUAUCGAAGGCCAUGUACCUCAAGACAUGGUGUGUGCGUUUCGUGCACUUUUAGAAUUUUGUUAUAUUGCACGACACAACGUAAUUACUGAAACCUCUCUGGAUCAACUCAAAGAUGCACUUGCUCGGUUUCACCACUACCACCAGAUCUUCGAAACCACAGGCACACACAUUAAGGCUGUGAAACAACCUUGGAGGUUGUCUAGCAAGCAUAAUGCCAUUGGCCAAAUGCUUUUGGCUAACCAAUGCCUCAACAAACUCGCAGCAUCUCGCGUAGACUUCACUGCUUGUGGGAUGCUCGUUGGCUCUGUAUUAUCAAGAGCUGUGGCCGCUCUGCACCAAACACGGGCACAGACUGUACCAGAACUAGCAGGUGAGGUCAAUGUACCAUACCUGCGACGCCUUAUCCGUCAUUUUCUACUUCAUGUCUUUAAUUCUGCUGCUGCAACUUUUUAUGCGCCAAAACAGAUCUGCGCAUGUCCAUCCUGGCGGAAUGUCUAUCCCCGUAAUGAUUGCAUGUUCGUCAACACAAAUUCAGACCUUGAGGGGAUGAAAGGGCUUGAAGUUGCCAGAUUCGAUAAGGUUGGUGACUCUGCCGACAAGGAUACUGGCAUGUGGAUAGUCCAUCCAAGUGUUCAUGAUGAUGGCACCCCAAACCUCGCUGUUAUUCAUAUCGACACCAUUUACCCCACUGCAAUCCCUAUCUACGGUCCCAAUUUCAUUCCUAAGGACAUUGAGUAUUUUCAUUCUUAUGAUGCUUUCCGCUUAUUCUAUGUCAAUAAAUACACCGAUCACCAUGCAUUCAAGAUAGCAUCUUGA
Messenger RNA from Suillus fuscotomentosus, 1839 nucleotides. RefSeq lists its product as uncharacterized. The transcript has 14 exons. The record is from RefSeq and is a predicted model, not a curated record. NCBI's taxonomy places the organism in Eukaryota, Fungi, Basidiomycota, Agaricomycetes, Boletales, Suillaceae. The coding region runs from base 1 to 1839 and encodes 612 amino acids.